Physella acuta is the source of this 2128-nucleotide messenger RNA. RefSeq names its product ubiquitin thioesterase OTU1. Gene Ontology annotation, biological process: ERAD pathway; protein deubiquitination; endoplasmic reticulum unfolded protein response. The record is from RefSeq and is a predicted model, not a curated record. Lineage: Eukaryota; Metazoa; Mollusca; Gastropoda; Physidae. Gene Ontology annotation, cellular component: cytosol; nucleus. Gene Ontology annotation, molecular function: cysteine-type deubiquitinase activity.
AGACAUUCAAUUCCAUUUUAAUGGGUUUUAAUGACUUAAUUAUUAGUUAAGAUUCUAUUUGAAUUGUUUUAGGUCCAUAGUCAAUAAAGAUGUCAACACAACAGCUUCGGUUAAGAAUUCAAACAAAGAGUGGGCAUAAACUUUUGGAAGGUUUAUUUUUAGCAUCUACUGUUGGAAAAUUAAAAGAAGUAAUAGCUGACUGUACAAACAUAACUAAAAAUAAGAUAAAAAUUCGUCAAGGUUACCCUCCAAAAGUAAUUGAUAUUAGUAAUGAGACAGCAGAAUUAUCUUCAUUACCUUUUCGUUCAGGAGACACUCUUAUAGUUGAAGAAGAUGAAUCAAUUAAUGCAUCAACAAACCCUGGGGUUAGUAACUCUCAACAUGACGAACGUUUAGAUACUUUAUUACAUCAUCAGCUCGAAGAAGGAGCCUCUGGUAUACUCACUCGAAAAGUAGUACCAGCUGAUAACUCUUGUUUAUUUACUAGUGUGCAUCUUGUUAUGAAUGAUGGUGCUUAUGAUUCAGCUGCAUCCCCAAUUUUACGUGAAGUUAUUGCAGGCAUUGUUUCCAAGGAUCCUACCACAUACUCUGAAGCAAUGCUAGGUAAACCAAACAAUGCUUACUGUAGAUGGAUAAGGGACAAGAAUUCAUGGGGUGGUGGGAUAGAACUUUCUAUACUCUCACAGUAUUAUAACACAGAAAUAGCAGUUGUUGACACUCAGAGCGGUCGUGUUGAUAGAUUUGGUGAAGAUAAAAACUAUGAAGAGAGGGUUUUUUUAAUCUAUGAUGGAAUUCACUAUGAUUCAUUAAUAUAUGAAUCUAUAGAUCAGACUGGGCCAGUCAGGACAAAGUUUUCAAUACACAAUGCUGUGAUCUUAGCCCAAGCUCUUGAAUUAGCGUCAGAAGCAAAGUCAAUUCGUCAGUUCACAGAUGUAGAAGGGUUUUCACUUAGAUGUUCCACUUGUCAGGCACCACUUCGUGGUCAAAGAGAAGCUACUGAACAUGCAAAAGCUACAGGGCAUGUUGAUUUCGGAGAAUAUUAAUUUAAAAAAAAAAUCUUAGUGUUGUAUUAUUUAAUGUGUAUGUACUAUUGAUGAAAAUAUCUCAGAUGCAGAACUGUUUUUUAAAACAGGUCUCUAGUAAAUAUAUAUAAAUAUAUAUAAUCAAAACAAAACUUGAAGAUAUUUUAAAAUAGAAAAUUUGUUAAAAAUACAGCAGGGAAUACACUUAUUUUGUUCAUUUUUAAAAAUACAAGUCAUGACAAAAAUAUUAUUACAUCAGAAAGUUGUUGGUUUAUUUAUUUUCAUUUGUGGUUUGUUUUAUUUUAAUAAUGUUGUAGUAUAUGUGUUUUUAGGGCUUUAAAUAAAAUAAUGACAAAUGUAUUUAUAUUUAAGUGAAGAAUAUAAAUGGUUUUUUAAGUUAACAAUUCAAAUUAUGUAAAGCGUUUAUAGUGUGGCUAAAUAUAUUUUCACUUGCCUAAUUAAAUUUCAUAUUAUUUAUUUAAUUAUACUAUAUUAUCAAGAUCUGUUGUGUAGAUCUAAAUCCUACCCAGUCAUAAACCAAAGUCCCUUCCACAGCAAAGCAUAACAAACAUAUCACUUGGACUUAAAGUACAAUGUAGUAAAUUUUUUAAAACAAAAUUACCCACAUUACUGGUCGCUCUCAUAAGCAAAAACCUGUUUAAAUAUUGCAUUGUUAUCCUUUGUAGCUCUGAUCUAGAGACCUAUCAUUUUAUAGACCCACUUAUUUAGCACAAGUUAACAGUUGUAAUGUUUUCCAAGUAUACCAAGGUAAAAUAUUAUUUAUUGUUAAUGCACAUUUAUUGCACUGGUAAUGUUUAAAGCUGAUUUUCAUACAAUUGCUGGUUUUUUAAACAUUAUUUAUAAAGUGUUUGUAUUGAAAUAAUUUAUUAAUAUAUUCCUUUCUUGAUAUUAAAUGUGUUAUUACUGUUUGUGCUAUACAUUUUAUAUUUUUAAAGGUAUAAAAUAUUUUUUAAACUGUGGAAAUUACCUUUAAAAUGAAUCCUGUUCUGCAGUUUUACAUUCUGUUGCUUUUGUUUUAAAAUGUACAAUCAAAGUUAUUGUCUAGGUUAUUUUAGUAAAUUUUCUUGUAAUGUGUUAACAUUAAA